AUGUCUAAUGUAAUGAUUGAUUCAUAUGGAAAUCAGUCACUGUUUUUACCAUACUAUAAAAAUCUUUUACCAAAAUCGAUCAGUAAUGAAAUAAAUUUGUCGAAGAAAAAUUCAAAACGUUGUUCAUCAUCCUAUAGACAACGUCUUCAACGUAUAAAAACAAACUGUCGAUUAAUACGACAACGCCGUCGCCGUUAUUUAUUUCCAAUACUACCUAUAGAACUUCGUUCCAGUGUAUUUCAACAACGUUCUUAUAAAAAAGGUUCAUUAGAAAUAUUAAAUGUCAAUGAUAAUCAUUGGCAAACAACGAAUUUUUUACGUCUAUCCGAUGAAUAUCUAUAUAAAUGUAAAUAUGCAAUAUAUUCGUCGACGAAUCGAUAUUUUAAGCAAAAUGAAUUUUAUCAUUUUUUAAAAGAAACUUUUUCUUGUUCAUUUUCUUCAAACGAACAUCAUAUUGAUUUAAAUGAAUGUCAAUUAUGUGUUUCGAAAUUUAGUUCAAAUGAAAUGUUUGAUUUACAUUUAAAUCGUCGUAGUGUGUCAAUACAAUAUCGAUGUUUAACAUGUCAAUCAUGGAUUAAAUCAAUGAAUCCAUGCCAAGCUUAUUAUCAUUUAUUGCUACAUAAUAAUAGUACCAAAGAAAAACGUAUAGGACAAUUAAAUAUUCAUUACAAUAGUGACAAUUAUUUAAACGAUAUCGAUGAUAUUUUUACGAACUAUUCGAAUUAUUUAUGUACUGAUUGA
Messenger RNA from Rotaria socialis, 741 nucleotides. The record is from the annotation of a GenBank genome assembly. NCBI's taxonomy places the organism in Eukaryota, Metazoa, Rotifera, Eurotatoria, Philodinida, Philodinidae.